AUGGUCAAAGACGACAACGACGUCUCCCCAAUAGCCCAAUUGGACGAGAGUCACAAUGGCUCAUGGCAUCCGCUCGAGCCGUUCGAAGUUGGGCGCCCACCGGAAGAAUGGGGCACCAUCAGCUUUGACGACCUCGGCUUCAAUUGGCCAGAUCACCUGAUGCAGGGUGAAAGCGACCACCAGCCUGCCUUAGCAGCAUCACCCAACACCAACACAGCCCUGGACUUCGAGCUGGUCAAUGCAUUGCAGCCGAAUGAUGAGGCUCUAGCCAAGCAUGAAAAUACACAAACUCGCAAGAGAGAAGCCGAAGAGCCGCCCGACUUGGCAGGGUUGCCACAUCGCUUUCGCCCUGAACAAUCGCGCCCGUCAAUCACCAUCCAAUCACACUCAGAUUCAAGCAUCAGCCGCAAAAGUAGCACCCCGAGUAGCACAUUGAACCUCACGCCUGGCUCAUCUUCAGCCAGUCCUUGGACUCUUACCCGCCAUGGCUUAGAGAGUUUCGAGCCUCACCCUGCCCCCCAUAACUUCCUAUCAAGCACUUGGGGAAUGGAGAGCCUUGAUGCGCCAAGAUCAGAGAACGAAUCCCACACCGACUAUUCACUUCUUUCGGCUGACACCCGCACCGUCAUGGGUAGUUAUGACAUCAGUGAGCAGGAGCUUGGAGAAUCACCUUGGGCAUGGUUGCGAGACACUGGCCUCACAGAUGCCCAAUCUGGAGUACAGUCACUCACCAAUGAGCCUAACAACUCCUUCCUAUUUGUGCCUUCAGAUCAGGCCAUAGAGGCCUCACAUUCUGCACCUGCUUCUACAACCAGGGGAUCCUCCUUGAUAAUCCCGGUGUGCUUACCACCGUCUCUCAAUCAGGCUCCGCUGGGGGUGCUCCCAGACUUGGGGACACAGGAUCGCCAGCCAGCUAAGCGCAAGCGUGAUAAGGACGAUGCGGAGAGCCGCACACAGACGAGACAGGUUCGAGACAUGGGGGCGUGUUUGAGAUGCAGGAUCUACAAGGAAAAGUGCGACCUCAAUGUGCCCUGUGGCCGUUGCGUCCAGGUUGCUGGAAGCGUAAAGCUGUUCAGGCAGCCCUGCCAAAGGGUUGAUCUCACCGACGUCAUUCCUUUCCGGACCGGAAACGCUCGUGUGGGCCAAACAAACUCGGUGUUCCCGAAGCUGCUAUGGUCUGUCGAGAGCCCCAGCCGGACCACCUUCGUCACCCACUUCGUUGAAGGGGUUGACGUGGACUUACUCCCGAAGCUGAAGCUCAUGUGUCGGAAAUUCUCCCCGACACAUGACGAUGUCUUGUUUGAACAUUACGAGGACGCAGAUGGCAAAGUUAUGGUGGUUGCAUGUCCCCCUGUCGCAUGUAUUAAUAUCGCAACUCAAAGGACAAAGCGAGGACUUGAGGAAUACAUGCAAAAAAUCUGGCCCUUUGCGGUAAGAGAGAUGCUAGCUACCUUGAAAGAUGAGAUUUACCGUCAAGGACUCGCUGAAGCAAACCGCCUUGCUUCUCUCGGUUCUAACCCGAUCCCGAUGCUCCAGAAAGCACUCGAGAUCCUUGCCUGCGUCCAUCUAAACUUUGAUACUCCCAUCCUGGUGGGCGAUACACUUAAUGUGCCAAUCUUGAGGGAUAAGAGAUCGCCCAUUCAGGGGAGAUACCCAGUCCCCUCUGUAUUGGAUUUUCAACUAGACACGCUUUGCAUCCAUCACAUGCAGAAGCUGAUGAAAGCUGUGUCACGCGCUCUCAAAAAGGUCAUCUUUUCUAAAGAAAGGCAGUCUCGCUGGUACGAGAUUUUUCUAACCAUUUUUGUACUACUCGUUUCGAUAGAACAGGUAUACUUGGCGCAAUGCGAGUACCUGAGGGGCGCCAACAUCGCAACCGAUGGAGUCAACAUUUUUGCCCAAGCCUCGCCUGUUACCAAUCAUAUGCUUGGCUUGUGGAGGGCGUCGGCCAAGUACCUUCUGUAUCAUUAUCGAUGCGUCAUGAAGGGAACCGUUCCAUUUUCAUCCUCCUUCAAUUUGAAGGAUGAAGGAUAUGCACUUCUGGACACCGAGGCUAUGAAGUACAUUCGAAACACGGCUGUUCUGGUACGCGAAAGAGAGGUGGAGUUGAAUGCCCUCAGGGAUAGAGACCUUGACAACAUUUCAGUGAAACCAUUGUCGUGGAUUUCUGAACUCUUUCUAGAUUGA
Molecule: messenger RNA, 2184 nt
Organism: Fusarium keratoplasticum
Lineage: Eukaryota; Fungi; Ascomycota; Sordariomycetes; Hypocreales; Nectriaceae
Exons: 6
Coding region: 1-2184 (727 amino acids)
Biological process (GO): regulation of DNA-templated transcription
Molecular function (GO): DNA-binding transcription factor activity, RNA polymerase II-specific; zinc ion binding
Source: RefSeq, a predicted model, not a curated record